AUGAGAAGGAUGUUUGGGGUUUGCUCCGAUGGAUGGCUCCUCUGCGGUCAGAAUGGCUCCCCUCACGGCUCGGUGAUGUCCUGUCAGUCGCUGGCGGCGCGCGCCUUCGCCGAGCCAGAGAAGGAGUCUCGAUGCGCCGUCGCCUUCCACAGAUCAGUGCGGUUUAGUUCGGAGUCCCGAAGCCCCAGAACAAAUGACACGGAUUGCAAGAGAGACACUCCCGGCUCGAUGUCUCUCACGGCGCUGUCUGUCAGUCCCGUGACGCCUGGUUCAGCCAUGAGCCAGUCAGCGCCGCACGCGUCUGCCUUUGACUUUGAUGAUUCGCCGGCGCCCCCACCGGCCUGUAGAUUUCCGAAACUCGAGGAAUGCGCCCAUUUUCACUACGAGAGGGUGUCCUUGGGCGGUUUGAGUGUGGAGCUGGUGCCUUGUGAAGCGGUUGAGGGUCUACCACAGGAAGGCUGGGUGUGCUUGAAGGUCCGUUCACACGUGAACUCGACUUGCGACGACUCGGUGGAUAGUAGAACGCUCAGCACGAGUUGGACUGAAGCCAGCGACGUGCGCGAGUGGACUCUCACGAGGAACAAGGAGAAUCUGCUGCAUUUAGACGAGAUGCUGCAUAGGUGUAUAUACGAUAGAAAAGUGUCCGGCCUCCCGAAUCUCAAAGAAGCUUUUACACCAGAACUAGUGCAGGAUGAGACCGAGUAUCGCCAGCUGAUAUCGGAUUAUGUACACCAUUUGUCCAUCAUAGCGGAUGAUUCCAUUAAUUGUGGUCCAGCACUGAAUUGGCUUCAAAUGGAUAAUAAAGGUCACAAACUCCUUGUGUCAAACGAGGAUUCCAACUCAAUUAAUACUCCAGCUGUAGCCGCUGCAUAUUCUGUGAGGAAAUAUGUCUCGCAGGCUCGAGACGAAAUUAGCUUUGAAGUUGGCGAUAUGAUUUCCAUCAUAGAUAUGCCCGGACCCCAGGAGUCCACUUGGUGGCGCGGCAAGCGUGGUUUCCGCGUGGGCUUCUUCCCCCACCAUUGCGUGGCUGUCAUCGGCGAUAAAGUGCCGAGGCAUAUGACCCAGCCACCACCGAUAGUCGGCUCCGUUGCAAUGGCUCCAAUAAAACCGGUUCUCCGUAAACAUGGGAAACUGAUCUCUCUCUUCCGAAGCUUCAUCCUGUCCAGGCCCUCCAGGCGCAGCCUGAAGCAGCAAGGCAUCUUGAGGGAGAGGGUUUUCGGCUGCGACCUUGGGGAGCAUCUGCUUAACUGUGGACACGAUGUUCCCCUAGUGCUGGUGGAAUGUUCCCGGGCGAUAGAACGCCGUGGCGCCGUGGACGGGAUCUACCGUCUGUCUGGUGGUGCGGCGUUGACGCAGCGUUUACGCGCCGCUUUCGACGCGGGCCAACCGCCCGAUCUGACCGCGCCCUUACAGCGUGACCCACACGCUUUAGCCAGUCUUCUAAAAUGCUACUUUCGCGAGCUGCCGAACCCCCUCUGUACGUACCAGCUGUACGAUAGCUUUGUGAGUUCAGUUCAAGUGCCAGAAGAACAAAGACUGAAAGCGAUGAGGGACACCGUUGUCAAACUACCGCCACCGCAUUACAGGACGUUAGCGUACCUAAUGCGUCAUCUACGUCGUGUGUCAUUGCUCAGCGAGUCCACGGGCAUGACUGCUCGAAACAUGGCGAUAGUAUGGGCACCUAACCUUCUGAGCUCACCGAAACCACAGCACGCACUGCAAGGAGUCGCUGUGCAGGCGGUUGUAACGGAAUUUCUUAUCUGUUACGCGGAAGAGUUGUUUGCGCAAGAGCAGGGUGCUGAUUCUGGACCGGAGUCGCUCGAACAGGAUCGAACCGAGUGUCUAGUGGAGUUACGCGGCCUAGAGGCCGGCAGGCGACCGAAGAGCUUACCUCUCAACCCACCGACUAAAUUGCUCAGCUUAGAGGAAGCUCGUCGUCGCGGCCAAGUGUGUGUCGGCAGCGAGAUAAUGGAUUAUCCGCCACCGUCUGGUGCUAUAGCCGCCGCUGCGACCACUCAACUCAAACCCGCUGGGCACUUGAAACCCAAGUAUAUCGAGGUUGGUUCGGGACCAAACAACUUACCUCAGUAUCACACCGUUUUGGAAUUACCCGCGCCCGGUGCCAAACGUGCGUUGAAACGCUCCGUGUCAGGAUGGCGUGGACUGUUCAGUAGAAGCAAAUUACAUAGGCCGCGACCACAUCGGCCAGCGCCUACUACGCCUCCGCCACCGGAAAUAAUAGCGAGCAGCCUUCGCCCCGCCAAAUCCUGUGAAUCUUUAGUGUCCGAGACUGACACACUAGCGCCACUCGCUAUCAAGGCGGCGGCACCUCUCAAACAUCACACCAGGUCAUCGUCGUGCGAUUCGUACUUCGAGCCAUGGCAAGCUGAGUUGGCCGGCAUGCGCUUGCGACUGUCGCCGCAAGAGCGAGACAGACAUAUGUUCAGCGAGGAGGACGAUACGGGACAGCCUGCACAGGACGAUUCGGUGUGUUCGUCACCUGUGGAUUCUAACCCGGCGAGUAACGAGCCAAGUCCAAGGAGGCUACUUCGCGCUGAUGUGCACCCGACCGAUACUUUAGAGAGAAAGCGCGUGGCCUUAGACAAUCUGGAGCAGCAGGUAUCGGAGCUGGGGUACAUCGACGAGAGCGGCACUUGCAGCCCGUUGGCUGAAAAGCGACCGGCCUAUAACAGACCACUCAGUCCUAGGAGGCAGGCGGUUGCGAAGAGGGUUUGCAAAGACCGCGACAGCCCCCUCUCGUCUACUUCAGACUUCCAGGCGUCCCUGUCUAACGUCAAACUGAGAGAACGAAAUUCACCAAGGAAACAAAAAAACUCAGCACGAUACAGCGGCUUACACGCCCCCGUCCUUACCGACCCUGAUAAGCCGGUGACGCGGCUCACGUGGCACGGCAAAGACGGCCACUCCACGCUCAUCAAAAUAGACUGGCCCAUAGAGAAUUCGAUCAGCAAUCUAACCACCAGCACCAUCAACUCUAGUCCCAUAACGCCAGUCACGCCCAACUACGACCCCCUAGAGAGCGACUCUGAAACCAGCGAUAACAAACACACGAUAACAAUCACCAACGACUGUGAUAACUGCGACGAGGAGAAAUGCCUCAAAUGCGAACUCAAGGCCACCGAUUACGAAAACAUGAAAGACUUAAGGGAUUACUCCGAACAGAACCUACACGACAGUUUGGAAGUUAGCCCGUUACAUUCCACAGAUAUAAGCUACCAGAAUCUCAACAGAUUGUCGGCUGUAUCGACCUCCUCCAAUUCCGAGCAGAUUUCGAAGAAGGAGGAUCUAAUGAAGAUUAUGACGUCAUCGCACGAGAGCUCCUCCAGCUAUUCAAAUUCAUCGAGCACAUCGAAAAGCUCUCCCGGUAGCCCUUUGAAGAGUCCGUUGAAGUCUACAAUAAGCAUUACGUUUAGAUCGCCAACAAAGUCUAAAUCGCCAGAUUAUGAACCGAUCGGAAACGAAACGCCGACGAACGAAAGAGAUUCCGUGUACGAAGAUAUAGAUUUAGACAAAAACCUGUCCAUAGUGGAAGAAGCAACCGUGCCUCAGGCGGAUGCGAGUCUUCCGACGCAACAGGCGUGCCAACCGGAUGACUUUGACCGAGAUCUUAUAAUAUUAGAGACACCGACCGAAAUAAAUUUAGACGAAAACGUCGAUGUCUAUAGUCAAGUGAAAUUCUUCAGAAAAAGUAUUGACGAAGUGAACGCUAUGAUACUAGAAUCUCCAGAAAGAGAUGCGGAAUAUGAAAAUGUUAAUUUCGAUACUGGACGUGAUUACGAAAAUAUAAAUGUGGAUACUCUAAAAAUCUGUGAUAAACUAGAUGUAAGUGCAAAGGAAAGUGAAUCUUUAGAGCAUGAAAACGGUAAUGUGAUAAAGCCCAAAGUCGCAACCAAUUUGAAUGUUCGCGAAUUAGCCAUACGAUUCGAGAGUCCCACUGAACAGAAAGCUCCCUUUACCUUUGAGAAGUUUAAGCCGGACGUGAAAUAUCCUUCGGAGAAAGAAACCUUAGAGAAAACGCCUUCUAUAGAAAACGUGAAAGAGAGAAAGAGAGACGUAAUAGUAAAAUUGCCCCCGCCAGUAUCGCCUAAGACGUAUAAGCUAUCGAAAAACUCAUGCAACGCUAGAUCGUUAGACGAAAAUGCGUUUAUCAAAGAGUUUGGCACUGAUAAAGACAGGCGAAAAAGCUUGGAAGUGAGAGACGUUAGAAGGACAUCGAAAUUCCUCCCAGAUCUAAAUCUCAACACUGAAGAGCCAGAAACCAAAGUCGACAGCAUAACUCCGACCACAGAGAACAAAAUAUCGUUGAUACAGCGCUUCGAUGCGAAACCGGACAUCAAGAAUUUAAUAGGCUUCGAAACGGAGAAGAAGUUGAGCAGGGAAAGAAUAGAAAAGUAUAAAGAGGAGAGACGGAAUUUCCUCAGGGAGAAAUAUAGCUCUCAAUCGUUUCGCAGUAAUCCGGAACAGUUGACUCGGAUCAAGUUGAAAAAGGAAGAGGAGAAAAUAGAGAACUGCGAAAGGUUAAAAGAAUCGAAGUUCGAGAGGAGGAACACGGUAGAUUUGGGGCAGAGGAUGAGGUUUUCGCUGGCGAGGAGCGCAAACGCACUGGAUACGAUUCCUUCGCCUCUGAGUCCGGUUCAGGAUUUCAAUGGCGAGGCCAGUCGAAGUCGGGAUGAUAGGAAAGAGAAAACAUCACCAUCGUACAACAUACGAGAUAUGGCAGCCAUGUUCGAACAGAAGUCACAGAACAACACAAACGCCGGUUGA
Leptosia nina is the source of this 4785-nucleotide messenger RNA. Lineage: Eukaryota; Metazoa; Arthropoda; Insecta; Lepidoptera; Pieridae. The record is from the annotation of a GenBank genome assembly.